AUCCAUUCCAUCGCAUUCAUUCUCCAGAGUCACAUCAUAUCACUAAUUUUACCAUUUUUCCAUAAAAAAUGGGUUCACUGACAAACUCAGAAAUUCCAAUUGUGGAUUGUGCCAUUAUUUCAGACGGGGAAUAUUCCCUAAGUUUGAAAGAUUCUCCAGAGUUUAAGGAAUUUGCGACUUCUCUGGGCAACGGGUUUUGUCAAAUGGGUCUCGUCUACUUCAUCAAUCAUGGAAUUGAGGAGUCUAUCAUAACUGACUGUUUCACCGCGAGCAAGGCCUUCUUCGAACUCCCCGCCUCCUUAAAAGCUCCCUACACCCGUCUCGACCAGGCCCACCUUCGCCACGGGUAUGCCCCACCACGCGGCGACUUUAAGGAACAAUUAGCCUUGGCGGGUAAUAAAAUGUACCUCCAGUCAGCCUACCCGUCCGAAACGCCGCAACUUUUCCCCGCCAUGACCACCUUCAUCGGCAAGGCGACCACCCUCUCGAAAAAAAUCUUGCUCGCACUCGGCCUCCAUUUUGGUCUGGACGACGCAGAAUAUUUGAUAAAAUUGCAUUCCGACUGUUUCGACGAUACCGGAAGUCGUGACAGCUGGGCCGACAUGAAGACUCGGUUUUACCACGCAAUGACGGACGACGAUCUUGCGACGAUAGGUCCGGAUCAUCUCCGCUUACCGGAACAUCCGGACGGGGACACGCUCACGUUUCUCGUGCAGGACGAGGCGGGCGGAUUGGAGGCUCGAAACGGGGCGGGAGUCUACAUCCCGGUUCCCCACGUGCCGGGCGCGCUCGUGGUUAAUGCCGGUCUCUCGUUGGAAUUAUGGACGGGUGGACGCAUUCCUGGUGUGCUCCACCGUGUCCAACUGAUUAAAGAAAAGGCGAAAGAGAUCCGUCAAAGCUUGGGCUACUUCCUGACCGCAAAUGGAGAUGCCGAGUGCGACAUUUUGGUAGAACAGAAGCCCGGCUGGAAGUGGUCGGAUCGGCUGCCCGUUCCCGGAAAAAAAUUGGAAGGCUUCUACCUCAAAGAAAUUCAAAUCAUUAAGGAGAGACAUUACGAUAAAAACGAUGGGAGCAGGUCUGCCAUGAGGUACAAUCGAAUUUAAGGAAAUCCACCAGAAAAUGGAAAAUCUAAACGACAGUUUAAAAAACCUCUUUGGAUUAAUUCAUCCAUUAAUUUAAUCUACAUAUAUGUACCAUUUGCAUUUCAAGUAUAUAUAUAUACUUUUGAAAUGCUGUCUUAAAUAAUUACGAGUCCAUUAUAUAAAGGUAAUUAAUGUUCAGCUAGAAAAUUAAAGAUUAAAAAUUGCAAUUAGCAUGGUUACGUAAUAUUUAAUUUGCAUCUACAUAUGUCCCUAAUUUCCAGAAUGCGGUAAAUCUUGCUUGAAUUAAUGCAAUAAAUUGUCUUAAACAAAG
Molecule: messenger RNA, 1413 nt
Organism: Folsomia candida
Lineage: Eukaryota; Metazoa; Arthropoda; Collembola; Entomobryomorpha; Isotomidae
Product: leucoanthocyanidin dioxygenase
Exons: 3
Coding region: 69-1103 (344 amino acids)
Molecular function (GO): dioxygenase activity
Source: RefSeq, a predicted model, not a curated record